Molecule: messenger RNA, 2946 nt
Organism: Seriola aureovittata
Lineage: Eukaryota; Metazoa; Chordata; Actinopteri; Carangiformes; Carangidae
Gene: hdc
Product: histidine decarboxylase
Exons: 12
Coding region: 530-2554 (674 amino acids)
Biological process (GO): L-histidine catabolic process; histamine biosynthetic process
Molecular function (GO): histidine decarboxylase activity; pyridoxal phosphate binding
Source: RefSeq, a predicted model, not a curated record
AUAUGUAAUGUAUUUAAAUGAAUCGCUGCAAUAUGUUGUAGAUGUGUUUGAUACAUUUUAAAUGUAUAUUAUAUAUGACAUGAAAUAAUUACACAGGGACAUUUUCAGCUCAUUUUUUACACAUCAAAAGAAUUUAUUUCGGGUGCAGGGCGACUGAUGUAUAUUGAAGUUAUAAUGACGUGCAAUCAAUUACACUCUUGAUAUACAGAAUUGCCCCGUUAUGGUUAAUACAAUAUAAUUUCACGGAAAUAUGAAUUAGUAAACCAUCACCACCAAAUGAGGGUAAAUAUUUGGUGCAAGUGUGGAGUCAAUGGGUGAUAUGACCAACAAUCCCAAUGAUGGAAAGAACACGUGGAGGGCAUUUCUUUGGUGGUUCAAAUGCGUCACCAAUUUAGGGCGUGUUCUUCACAACAGGGUCUAUAUAGGUCUGUGAUCUCUGCUACUGAAUACACAAAGCAUCAUUCUAGCCACAAGUUACACACAACGAAGUAACUCAAACAGCUCUCAUCGUUAAAAAAAAAAAAAAAAAAUGCAGGCUGAGGAAUACAAUCGCAGGGGCAAGGAGCUGGUGGACUACAUCACACAGUACUUGGGCUCCAUCAGGGAGAGGAGGGUGAUUCCAGAUGUGAAACCCGGCUACAUGAAGGAGCUUCUCCCUGAUACUGCGCCUACAGAGCCGGAGGACUGGGAGACUAUCUUCAACGACAUUGAGAAAGUCGUCAUGCCAGGAGUGGUUCACUGGCAGAGCCCUCAUAUGCACGCCUACUACCCCAGUCUGACUUCAUGGCCCUCUAUGCUCGGGGACAUGCUGGCCGAUGCCAUCAACUGUGUUGGAUUCACCUGGGCCUCUAGCCCAGCAUGUACAGAGUUGGAAAUGAAUGUGAUGGACUGGUUGUGUAAAGCUCUGGGGCUCCCCUCCUUUUUCCUGCAUCACCAUCCUGACAGCAGAGGUGGAGGCAUACUGCAGAGCACAGUCAGCGAGAGUACACUGGUUGCUCUGCUGGCAGCCAGGAAAGACAAAAUCUUGCAGCUGCGGGCCGAGGUCGACCAGGAAGUGGACGACUCAUUCCUAAAUUCAAGGCUGGUGGCCUACGCUUCAGAUCAGGCUCAUUCAUCAGUGGAAAAGGCAGGUCUGAUUUCUCUGGUGAAGAUCAGGUUUCUGCCCACUGAUGAGCAGUUGUCUCUGAGGGGAGACACUUUAAAACAGGCCAUACAAGAAGACAGGAGGAUGGGACUGGUCCCUUUCAUGCUGUGUGCGACUUUGGGAACUACAGGAGUGUGUGCCUUCGACAAGCUAUCUGAACUGGGACCAGUGUGUGCGGAAGAGGGCCUGUGGCUUCAUGUCGAUGCUGCGUAUGCUGGCUCGGCCUACUUCUGUCCUGAGCUCCGCUGGUCACUGGAGGGCAUCGAAUUUGCCCACUCUUUUGUCUUUAACCCUUCCAAGUGGAUGAUGGUGCAUUUUGACUGCACAGCUUUCUGGGUAAAGGAUAAGUAUAAGCUUCAACAGACCUUCAGUGUUGACCCUGUUUAUCUCAGACAUGAAAACUCACAGGCAGCCACUGACUUUAUGCACUGGCAAAUUCCCCUCAGCCGACGUUUCCGCUCUCUCAAACUCUGGUUUGUCAUGCGCUCCUUUGGACUGAAAAACCUCCAGGCUCAUAUCAGACAUGGGAUCGAGAUGGCAAAACUCUUAGAGUCUCACAUAAGGAGAGACCCAAAUUUUGAGGUUCCUGCUGCGAGGCACCUUGGCCUGGUGGUCUUCUGCCUGAAAGGAGGAAAUGCUUUGACCCAGGAGCUGUUGAGGAGACUGACCCGGUCAGGCACCAUGUACCUCAUCCCUGCCGACAUUCACACCACGCGCAUCAUCCGAUUCACGGUGACCUCACAGUUCACUACUGCAAAUGACAUCCUUAAGGACUGGGGCAUCAUCUCCAAAACGGCUUCCACUCUUCUGGCUGAGACGCAGGGUCCCAAUAACGCAGACCGAUCAAAGGCAGGGGAAGACGACGUGAUGGAAGCAGAAGAAAACCAAGACCCCAACUCAGACACCAGGUCUGAUGAAAAAGAGGAUGCCGCAUCCAUGCUGGACAAAGCUCAAGUGGAGCUGUGGAUUGACAAGGCUUGGAAUCGCUCUAGGAGACCAAUGCGCUCUCUUAGCUGCAACAGCGAGCCUCUGCCUUACACUUACGUCGGGCCGCUGUCCGGCUACGACUUUGACACAAGGCCUGCUCAUAAAGAUGUUGCAGGUGCUCUCCCCACGCCAUCAACGCCAGCAUCCAGUCCUUUGACUAAGGUUACAGAAAUGCCUUCAAAUCUGCUGGGUAAGCAGGUCCUGAAAAAGCUCACCAAGUUCUACAGCGUGCCCAGUUUCUGCAACCAGUGGGUGCAGUGUGGUCGGCACCCGCUGUGCUGCCCCCUGAAGGUUUCACAGGCGGCUCAAAAACACUUGUCCUCCACCUGCAGGAGAAUGAACUGUAUGUCUUCUUCUCCUAUCGCCAACACAGCUCCCUCUCCCACUCCGCUGGAAACUGCCACUGCACCUAAGCUCCUCUAAUGAUCCUGAAAGCAGUGUACAGUAGGUACAUACACACACAGUAAUUCAGCUAUUUAAUAAUUAAACAAUUUACUGCUGUGUUGGCGCUGAGCUUCAAAUUGAAGAUCACUAUCUAAUUAUAUCAUUGAUUUGGGAUUACUUUGCUCAUUUUCAAUCAAGUUUUUAAAAUCUUUUUAUUAAAAAGUAUUUCAAACAACAUUAAAUCACUUGAAAUAUUUCAGUGCACAACAUUCCUCACAGAAGGUAAAGUAGCUGAUGAAAUGUGCUGCACAGACACGCUCAAUGUGCAGGUUAUUCCAGCAUUAUUAGGCAUCCUGUAUCAGCUAAAACCUAAAAAUCAAAUGUAAUAUUUGAGGUUGACGAUCUAAUAAUAAACACUGAACUCAUUCAGA